AUGUAUCAGGACGUUACGAAAAGAGUCACACUUCAAGACCAGAACUUCAAGGCAAGCCCAAUGGAGUCGCCUGUGGAACCCAUCGGAGACCACCCCGGAGACGGCGGACCACGUGUGCCUUGGAUGCGGUUGUGUGCCUCUGCCACGCCCCCUCCCCUCCAACUCCGCUACCCACGGCCACGAAAAAUAAUCCUCCUCCACCAUCCGCACGAGCGCCGCCGCAAGCUCGCCGCCGUCCCCAUCCUCUCCAAAUGUCUAAGGCACUGCAAAACGUCAAUCGAAUCUUAUCAAUUUUACAGCUAA
This is a messenger RNA of Striga asiatica, 303 nucleotides long. The record is from the annotation of a GenBank genome assembly. NCBI's taxonomy places the organism in Eukaryota, Viridiplantae, Streptophyta, Magnoliopsida, Lamiales, Orobanchaceae.